AUGGAGCUGUACACAGUGCUCGACUAUGAGCGACUAGCCAAAGAGAAACUGGACAAAGAUGCAUGGGAGUAUUUCAACUACGGAAGGGGACGAAAGUGGUGCUUUCAGGAUAGCAUUGAGGCAUUUUCGAGAUAUCGAAUAAGAAGCCGGGUGCUUCAGGAUGUUUCCAACCGUUGCCUAGCAACAACAGUUCUUGGUCAGUCCAUCCCAUAUCCGAUCUGUAUUUCACCGACAGCCUGUCAGUUCUUUGCUCAUCCUGAUGGCGAAGAGGCAACGGCAAAAGCUGCAGAAGCUGUAGGGGCCUUGAUGGUACUCUCUUGCGGUGCACGCUCUUCAAUGGAGGACAUUGCAAUGGCUGCACCAGGAGGUCUUCGAUGGAUGAACAUCUAUCCCUUUACAGAUCGUCAGCUCACUGAAUACACCAUCCGCAAGGCAGAGAAACUGGGAUUCAAGGCACUUGUUGUAACCGUUGAUUCUCCUGUGCCAGGCAUACAUGGUGCCAUGGAGGAACUUUUAGGAAAGGACCAUGUGGUGAACCAUUCCUCCUAUCGGUAUGUUAACGUUUGCUGUUAUCUUAACUGUAAUUGUAGAACAUCUUCAAUCUGUGGGCAAGUCUAAGCUGUUUUGUCCCUUAUGUUACUGAUCAUGAUCAUGUCUAACAAAGUAAGAUU
Molecule: messenger RNA, 671 nt
Organism: Strongylocentrotus purpuratus (purple sea urchin)
Lineage: Eukaryota; Metazoa; Echinodermata; Echinoidea; Camarodonta; Strongylocentrotidae
Product: peroxisomal (S)-2-hydroxy-acid oxidase GLO5-like
Exons: 3
Coding region: 1-618 (205 amino acids)
Molecular function (GO): oxidoreductase activity
Source: RefSeq, a predicted model, not a curated record